AUGUCUUCCAAGCAAGUCGCCCUCAUCAUCGGCGCAUCCCGCGGAAUCGGCCGACAGGUCGCCGUCGACCUCGCAAGAGACAACUACGCCGUAAUGCUCGCCGCGAAAACAACCUCAGACGCAUCAAAAGUGACACCAUUCCCACCAGACCCUAACUCCUCUCAAUCUACCGUCAACACGGUAGAGCGCGAGAUCCUAGAAGCAGGCGGAAGCGCAGCUGCCGUCGCCGUCGACGUGCGCGACGCAGCUCAGAUUCAGCAUGCGAUUGAGGAAACGGUGCGCGUGUUCGGGAAACUGGAUGUGAUUAUCUACAAUUCUGGCGCGAUCUGGUGGUCGUCUGUUGAGAAGACGCCCCUUAAGCGGUUCAAGCUUAUGCAGCAGAUUAAUCCUGAGGGGCUUUAUGCGACUGUUCAGGCUGCUUUGCCCUAUUUUGAGAAGGCUGGGUGGAAGGGGCGGAUUGUUGUUGUUUCGCCGCCUAUCUAUUCGAGGUUUUUCCGGGGGAAGACUGCGUAUGCUAUGGGCAAAGUCGGAAUGAGUGUCUUGGUGAAGGGUCUGGCUAUGGACUUCCAGCGUGAAGGCCGGAAUGAAAUGGCAGUGACGAGUAUCUGGCCUGCGGUGGCGAUUGAAUCAGCGGCUACAGAGCAUAACAAGGACGCCGACGACAAAUCUUACAAGAAGGAUCUGAGAAAGCCGACAAUCUUCUCAGAUGCCAUUCUAGCCAUGCUUCGUGCUCCCCACAAGGUUGUAAACGGUCUCCUGGAUACGGAUGAAGACUUCCUCCGGGAGAAAUGCGGGGUCUCUGACUUCUCCAAGUACUCCGUGAUCCCCGGAUCGGAGCCACGGCGUAUCAUGCCGGCUAAAUUCCCGACGCUGGAAGUUGCAGAGCAGGACGAUGAAGGGCAGCGCAUGGAUAGCACGAAGGUGCGGGCUGCUAAGAUCUAG
This is a messenger RNA of Penicillium bovifimosum, 942 nucleotides long. RefSeq names its product Short-chain dehydrogenase/reductase SDR. Bases 1 to 942 code for a protein of 313 amino acids. Gene Ontology annotation, molecular function: oxidoreductase activity. Lineage: Eukaryota; Fungi; Ascomycota; Eurotiomycetes; Eurotiales; Aspergillaceae. The record is from RefSeq and is a predicted model, not a curated record. The transcript has 5 exons.